AUUUUCUUUGGUUUCGUAGAGAUUCUUUGUGAAGGACUUGGGUCAUUGACGCAGAGCGCGUGAUGGAUCUUCUGGAUGUCGACUGGAAGAUCAACGUAACUGGAGCCACGACGUACCAGAAACAAGCAUCCGGAAGUUCUGUACAACUUCUGAUCACGUUGAAAAAUUCUGUGGAUGGCUCUGUGAAAGAAGAAUUCCUGGAAAUGAGCGUGGAGAAAUUGUAUUCCCUUUUACAAAAGGUGGAAGAGACGAACGUUGCCAUGAAACUGUGAUGUCGCAUGUCGGCUUGGUUGGAAUUAUCUUUCCCGGAUCCGCUUCGUAUUUCCGGAUAUUGUGAUGAAUGUGAUUGCCCAGUGGAUUUGAUGGAAAUCAAUAUAAAUCCUUUUAUUCGUGAGUAAACA
Messenger RNA from Notodromas monacha, 401 nucleotides. The record is from the annotation of a GenBank genome assembly. NCBI's taxonomy places the organism in Eukaryota, Metazoa, Arthropoda, Ostracoda, Podocopida, Cyprididae.